UUCGAACCUUUUGAAGAUUUUCCUGACUUUUUAUCGCUAGCCAUGUUAGGAACUCUGCAUUACUUUUCACUGCGUACGCGAAAUUCACUACAAUUCACUGAUUCUCACACCGGCCUUUCUAGAUUCUACUGAAGAUCGAUGUCGUUGAUACCGACUUGCGGGACCGACUGGUCCUUGCAGUUGUUGCUAGCUGUGAUACCGAUACGCGCGUUGUUCCUCACGGAACGGCAACGCGAAUGUUUGGCCACGCUUCAGUGCGACCAGACUCUUAUCCCCAGCCACGAGAUCGACUUGCUUCGACGGAACGUAACAAAUCCUCCAAGCGAAGAAGAUGAAAAGUUAAUGAGACACGUGUGCGGGGCGUUCGCCACGAACGCGUUCGAAACGGUCAGCGUCCAAGACAAGGACCAUUCAUCAAGUUUGCGUGGACUCUAUCCGAUGGGGGCAUUGCAGAAUCACUGUUGCGUACCGAAUACGAGACACCACUUCGACGAUGAACAGAGGCUGUAUGUUAACGCUGCGCUUCCAAUUUCUGCUGGAGAGGAGCUCACCAUGUCCUAUACCAGUUUAUUUUGGGAUACGACGCUGCGAAGACCUUUCUUGAGCCUCACCAAACACUUCUCCUGCGAGUGCAAGAGAUGCACCGAUCCUACGGAAUUCGGAACUAGAUUAGGAGCGCUCUUUUGUGCAUCCGAUGAUUGUUUCGGACACCUGUUACCGCGAGAUCCUCUUAAAAUGGGAUCUCCCUGGAUAUGCGACAAGUGCUCGAUGUCUAUAAACAACCGACAGAUACGUUCCAUUCGUUCAGGUUUGGCAGCUAUACUGGAAGAAGCUUUGUACAAACCACCGCGACAAAUUUACAAGUUUAUGCAAAAGGAACUUUCAUCCGUGAUUCCUUCUAAUAAUUAUCUCUUAAUGGAUUUGAAGUUUCGAAUUAUAUCAUACUAUGGCAGGACUGAGAAUCUCGAGUGGGCAGAUUUAACUGAUGCCGAACUCGAUCUAAAGUGGAGAUAUUGCAACGAUUUACUCUCUGUCUUAGACCUUUUGAACUGUGGAGACUGUAAAAAAAGAGGUCUGAUUUUGUAUGAAUUGUAUUGUACAAACGUUGAAAAGAUGAAACGACUUCGGCAACAGCAAAAUAUAAAAAAUGAAGAUGCACAUUGUUCUAUACAGAAUGAUGGAAACGAGCGUCUAUUAGAGAAAGCGAUGACUAUAUUACAGAAUGAUGUUGUCGCAGUUGCUGUUUUCGAAUACGACAAAAGAUUUUUUAAUUAACACUAACUGCUAGCUGAAAAAUGUUAUAAAGGAAAUAGUUAAUUUUUAGUAAAGUAAAAUCCAUCUCUUCGUAUUAUAAACCUAUACUUAUAUUAUUAUUAUUAUUAUUAUUAUUGUCUAUAAAUAGUUUGUAAAUGUACACAAAAUUCAAUUCGUAAAAUAUUUGAUAAAAAUAAAAAUUACUCAAGUUAUAAGUUCAUAAUAUAAGGAUACUAAAAAAACGAUGUUUAUAGAAAAAAUAUAAGAAAGCAUACCAAAUUUUCAAAAAUAAACGUCUUUUUUUUUAAUUUAACCAUCUAGGAUUAAGCAGGAUUAAGAUA
This is a messenger RNA of Hylaeus anthracinus, 1595 nucleotides long. Its product is annotated as SET domain-containing protein SmydA-8-like. The transcript is spliced from 8 exons. Gene Ontology annotation, molecular function: protein binding. Bases 139 to 1275 code for a protein of 378 amino acids. The record is from RefSeq and is a predicted model, not a curated record. NCBI's taxonomy places the organism in Eukaryota, Metazoa, Arthropoda, Insecta, Hymenoptera, Colletidae.